GUUCCCCUCUCUUGGACCUGAGUGGAGCGACAAAAAUAAUUUUUGGUCCCGUAGCCCUCUUUUUUUAUUUCUCUUUUCAUACGCACCAUCUACGCUCCUUUCUCAUCAUCCACCAUAAACCAUGGGUGCCAAUAUGUCCAAGGCUCUCGCCAAACUCUUUGGCAGCAAAGAAAUGCGUAUUCUAAUGCUUGGCUUGGAUGCCGCCGGCAAAACCACUAUCCUUUACAAACUCAAACUUAAUCAGUCCGUUACCACCAUUCCCACCGUCGGUUUCAACGUCGAAUCUGUCACUUACAAAAAUGUGAAAUUUAACGUUUGGGAUGUGGGUGGUCAAGACAAAAUCCGCAAUCUGUGGAGACACUACUACACGGGCACGCAAGGCUUAAUCUUUGUGAUUGAUUCCCAAGACCGCGAUCGUAUUGAUGAGGCACGUCAGGAACUGCAUCGCAUCAUCUCGGAUCGAGAAAUGAAGGAAUGUCUAUUGCUGGUGUUUGCAAAUAAACAGGAUUUGCCUGGAGCAAUGUCGCCUGCGGAAGUGACGGAAAAGCUUGGAUUGAACAAGAUGCGUGAUCGAGCGUGGUAUGUGCAUCCCUCGUGUGCUACGACAGGCGAUGGGUUAUUUGAGGGAUUGAACUGGCUGAGCCAAAAUGUGAAAACCAAAUAACCAUCACAACACACACGCACACACACACACACACACAUACUUCGCUAGCUUUUCCAUGAAUGAUCCUGCAAAAUCGGCCUUGAUCUGUUUCCUUGUAGAUCCUUUAUUCCUCGUUUCCUCCCUUUUUUUUCUUGUUAUUUUCUUCUUUUAAUAUCCUUUGCA
Radiomyces spectabilis is the source of this 826-nucleotide messenger RNA. RefSeq names its product CPS1 protein. Lineage: Eukaryota; Fungi; Mucoromycota; Mucoromycetes; Mucorales; Radiomycetaceae. Gene Ontology annotation, biological process: vesicle-mediated transport; intracellular protein transport. Gene Ontology annotation, molecular function: GTPase activity; GTP binding. Bases 122 to 664 code for a protein of 180 amino acids. The transcript is spliced from 4 exons. Gene Ontology annotation, cellular component: cytoplasm. The record is from RefSeq and is a predicted model, not a curated record.